AAGGCUGCCCAAGGCAUGAGCACCACCCCAGCUCAACCUGUAGGAUCUCUGUCCCAAAGAAAGCGUCAGCAAUAUGCCAAGAGCAAAAAACAGGGUAAUACAUCCAAUAGUCGGCCAGCCCGUGCUCUUUUCUGUCUAUCCCUCAAUAACCCACUCCGAAGAGCCUGCAUUAGUAUAGUAGAAUGGAAACCGUUUGACAUAUUUAUAUUACUGGCUAUUUUUGCCAAUUGUGUGGCCUUAGCUGUUUACAUCCCAUUUCCAGAAGAUGAUUCUAAUUCAAUAAACCAUGAUUUGGAAAAAGUAGAAUAUGCCUUCUUGAUUAUUUUUACAAUUGAAACAUUUUUGAAGAUUGUAGCAUAUGGAUUAUUAUUACAUCCCAACGCAUAUGUUAGAAAUGGAUGGAAUUUAUUGGAUUUUGUAAUAGUUAUAGUAGGAUUGUUUAGUGUAAUUUUGGAACAAUUAACCAAAGAAGCAGAAGGGGGUAGCCAUUCCGGUGGCAAACCAGGUGGUUUUGAUGUAAAAGCUCUAAGGGCCUUUCGUGUCCUGAGACCCCUCCGGCUUGUAUCAGGAGUGCCCAGUUUACAAGUUGUCCUGAAUUCAAUUAUAAAAGCCAUGGUUCCCUUGCUCCAUAUUGCCCUUUUGGUAUUAUUUGUAAUUAUAAUCUAUGCUAUUAUAGGAUUGGAACUUUUUAUUGGAAAAAUGCACAAAUCUUGUUAUUUUGAAGAUUCAGAAAUGUUAGCUGAAGAUGAACCUGCACCUUGUGCAUUCUCAGGGAGUGGACGUCAGUGUCCCCUAAAUGGCACUGAAUGUAAGGGCGGCUGGCCUGGACCAAAUGGAGGCAUAACAAACUUUGAUAAUUUUGGUUAUGCAAUGUUAACGGUAUUCCAGUGUAUAACUAUGGAAGGAUGGACAGAUGUGUUAUAUUGGAUGAAUGAUGCUAUGGGAUUUGAAUUGCCAUGGGUGUAUUUUGUCAGUCUCGUCAUCUUUGGGUCAUUUUUCGUUCUAAAUCUUGUUCUCGGUGUAUUGAGCGGAGAAUUUUCCAAGGAAAGAGAAAAAGCCAAGGCCAGGGGAGAUUUUCAGAAGCUACGUGAAAAACAACAGCUGGAAGAAGAUCUCAAAGGUUAUUUGGAUUGGAUUACCCAAGCAGAAGACAUUGACCCAGAGAAUGAAGAGGAAGGUGAUGGAGAAGGCAAACGAAAUACAAGCAUGCAAGUAAGCGAGACCGAGUCAGUGAAUACUGAAAAUGUGGGUGGUGAAGGAGAGACCACAUGCUGUGGAAAUUUGUGUCAAAUUAUCUCAAAAUCCAAGUUCAGCCGACGCUGGCGUCGAUGGAACCGUUUCAGCCGAAGACGAUGCAGAGCUGCUGUAAAAUCUGUUUCUUUUUAUUGGUUAGUCAUUGUACUGGUCUUCCUGAACACAUUAACUAUCUCAUCUGAGCAUUAUAACCAGCCUGACUGGUUAACAGAAAUACAAGAUAUUGCAAACAAAGUCCUUCUGGCUUUAUUCACCUGCGAAAUGUUAGUAAAAAUGUACAGUCUUGGGCUGCAGUCUUACUUUGUGUCCCUUUUUAAUCGUUUUGACUGCUUUGUGGUCUGUGGCGGCAUUGUUGAAACCAUCCUGGUAGAGCUGGAAAUUAUGUCCCCUCUCGGAAUUUCAGUGUUCCGCUGUGUUCGUCUCCUCCGUAUUUUUAAAGUCACCAGGCACUGGACAUCCCUGAGCAACUUGGUAGCAUCCUUGUUAAACUCAAUGAAGUCCAUUGCUUCACUGUUGCUUCUGCUUUUCCUCUUCAUCAUAAUCUUCUCAUUGCUUGGAAUGCAGCUGUUUGGAGGCAAAUUUAAUUUUGAUGAAACUCAAACAAAACGGAGCACCUUCGAUAAUUUCCCACAAGCCCUUUUAACUGUAUUCCAGAUUCUAACAGGAGAAGACUGGAAUGCUGUUAUGUAUGAUGGCAUUAUGGCAUAUGGAGGCCCAUCUUCAUCAGGAAUGGUAGUCUGUAUUUACUUCAUCAUCCUCUUCAUCUGUGGUAACUAUAUCCUGUUAAAUGUCUUCUUGGCUAUUGCGGUUGAUAACCUGGCAGAUGCUGAAAGUCUGAACACAGCCCAGAAAGAAGAAGCAGAAGAAAAGGAGAGGAAAAAGAGUGCCAGAAAAGAGAGUUUGGAUGCUAAAAAAAGGGACAAAUCAGAAGGCGAACCAAAGAAGGCCAAGGAUACUAAGGUUACAAUUAAUGAAUAUGGAGAAGAGGAGGAAGAAGAAGAAGACAAAGAUCCAUAUCCGCCUUGUGAUAUCCCAGUAGGUGAAGAGGAAGAAGAGGAAGAAGAAGAGCCCGAAGUACCUGCAGGUCCCCGGCCCCGAAGGAUAUCUGAGCUUAAUAUGAAGGAGAAGAUGACACCAAUUCCUGAAGGCAGCUCCUUCUUUAUUUUCAGCAAUACAAACCCGAUUCGAGUGGGUUGUCAUAGAUUAAUCAAUCACCAUAUUUUUACCAACCUCAUUCUUGUCUUCAUCAUGCUCAGCAGUGCUUCCCUUGCAGCUGAAGACCCUAUUCGCAGUCAUUCUUUUCGAAAUAAUAUACUGGGUUACUUUGACUAUGCUUUCACAGCCAUCUUUACUGUGGAAAUCCUGUUAAAGCUAACUGUAUUUGGAGCCUUCCUUCAUAAAGGGUCUUUCUGCCGGAAUUAUUUUAACUUGCUAGACUUGUUGGUAGUAGGUGUUUCCCUUGUGUCAUUUGGCAUUCAAUCAAGUGCCAUAUCAGUUGUGAAGAUUCUAAGAGUUUUAAGAGUCUUAAGACCAUUAAGGGCUAUUAACAGAGCAAAAGGACUUAAGCAUGUUGUUCAAUGUGUCUUUGUUGCCAUUCGAACUAUCGGUAAUAUCAUGAUCGUUACAACUCUACUCCAGUUCAUGUUUGCAUGCAUUGGGGUCCAGCUCUUUAAGGGAAAAUUCUAUCGAUGCACAGAUGAAGCCAAGCAAAAUCCUGUGGACUGUCGGGGAAUAUUUAUUGUUUAUAAAGAUGGAGAUAUGGACAGUCCAAUGGUGAGAGAGAGACAAUGGCAGAACAGCGACUUCAACUUUGAUAAUGUCCUUACUGCUAUGAUGGCUCUUUUUACUGUUUCUACUUUUGAGGGCUGGCCUGCGCUUCUUUAUAGAGCUAUAGAUUCAAAUGGAGAGAACGUAGGACCGAUCUACAAUUACAGAGUGGAAAUCUCUAUUUUUUUCAUCAUCUACAUCAUUAUUAUUGCUUUCUUCAUGAUGAACAUAUUUGUUGGCUUUGUCAUUGUCACAUUCCAAGAACAGGGAGAACAAGAAUACAAAAACUGUGAACUUGACAAAAAUCAGCGUCAGUGUGUAGAAUAUGCUUUGAAAGCCCGGCCGCUGCGUCGAUACAUUCCAAAAAAUCCUUACCAGUACAAAUUCUGGUAUAUGGUGAACUCUACUGUCUUUGAAUAUAUCAUGUUUGUCCUCAUCAUGCUCAACACCCUUUGCUUGGCUAUGCAGCACUAUGGACAGUCUAAACUUUUUAAUGAUGCAAUGGAUAUUCUGAAUAUGGUGUUUACUGCAGUGUUUACUGUUGAAAUGGUUCUGAAACUCAUUGCAUUUAAACCGAAGGGCUAUUUUAGUGAUGCCUGGAACUCGUUUGACUCCCUCGUCGUUCUUGGCAGCAUAGUAGACAUCGUUCUCAGUGAAGCUGAUCACUAUUUCACUGAUGCAUGGAACACUUUUGAUGCCUUAAUUGUUGUUGGUAGCGUCGUUGAUAUUGCUAUAACCGAAGUUAAUGUAAAAAAUCACAUUUGCUCUCCAGCAAUGAACACUGAAGACAGUGCUAGAAUCUCCAUCACAUUUUUCCGUCUGUUCCGAGUUAUGAGAUUAGUGAAGCUCCUCAGCAGGGGAGAAGGAAUCCGAACUUUAUUAUGGACAUUUAUUAAGUCAUUUCAGGCUCUACCAUAUGUUGCCCUUCUGAUAGCUAUGUUGUUUUUCAUCUAUGCGGUUAUUGGAAUGCAGGUAUUUGGCAAAGUUGCUCUGAAAGAUGGCAGUCAAAUUAACAGGAACAACAACUUUCAAACCUUCCCCCAGGCGGUGCUUCUUCUUUUCCGGUGUGCCACAGGAGAAGCUUGGCAAGAUAUCAUGCUAGCUUGCAUGCCAGGAAAAAGUUGUGACCCAGAUUCUGAUCAGAAUCCUGGAGAAGAAUAUACAUGUGGAAGCAAUUUUGCUAUUAUUUAUUUCAUCAGUUUCUAUAUGUUAUGUGCUUUUUUGAUUAUCAAUCUUUUUGUGGCUGUCAUCAUGGACAACUUUGAUUAUCUGACACGUGAUUGGUCUAUCCUUGGUCCACAUCAUCUGGAUGAAUUUAAAAGAAUAUGGUCAGAAUAUGAUCCUGAAGCAAAAGGGAGAAUAAAACACCUUGAUGUUGUUACUUUAUUGCGACGCAUCCAGCCUCCCCUUGGUUUUGGGAAGUUAUGUCCUCACAGAGUAGCCUGCAAGAGGUUGGUAGCCAUGAACAUGCCCCUAAACAGUGAUGGAACAGUUAUGUUUAAUGCUACUCUAUUUGCUUUAGUAAGAACAGCCUUGAAGAUCAAAACUGAAGGUAAUCUAGAGCAAGCAAAUGAAGAACUCAGGGCAGUUAUAAAGAAAAUCUGGAAGAAAACUAGUAUGAAACUCCUGGACCAAGUUGUUCCUCCUGCUGGUGAUGAUGAGGUAACCGUGGGGAAGUUCUAUGCCACCUUUCUGAUACAGGACUACUUUAGGAAAUUCAAGAAACGGAAAGAACAAGGACUGGUGGGAAAAUACCCUGCAAAGAACACCACCGUUGCAUUACAGUUUCAGAGAAAUGGUGCCCUGUUUGGAAACCAUAUCAACCAUGUUAGCACUGAUACAAGGGAUUCAUGUCAACAGAUCAAUACUACACAUCGCCCCCUGCAUGUGCAAAGGCCACUGGUUUCAUGUAUGGUGGACACAACUGAGAAAAAUGUGCAUCCACCAACAGGAAACUCUUUAUUCCAUAAUCAUCAUAGCCAUCACAACCACAACUCAGUAGGGAAGCACGUUCCAAACUCCACAAAUGCUAACCUCAAUAAUGCCAACAUGUCCAAGAUGGUUAACAGAAAACAUGCAAGCACUGGAAGUCAUGAACAUAUGUCGGAAACUGAGAGCCAUUCAUACUCCAGAAAAGAUCACGGUGAACAACGUAGACGAUCAUCCAAAAGGAGAGCUCGUUAUUAUGAAACUUACACUAGGUCAGAAUCGGGUGACAGACAUUUACCUACAAUUUGUCGAGAAGAUCGUGCAAUUAGAGAUUAUUAUAGUGAUGAUUGCUAUCUGGAUGAUCAAGAAUAUUUUAGUGGUGAUGAGUAUUAUGAAGAAGACAGUAUGUUGACCUGGGAUAGGCAUUCUCAUGACUAUCAUAGCACAUAUCAUUGUAAUGAUUUAGAUUUUGAACGGCCAAAGGGUUAUCACCACCCACAUGGUUUUUUUGAAGAAGACGACUCACCAGUGUAUUAUGAUUCAAAAAGAUCUCCUAGGAGACGGCUGCUACCUCCAACACCUACAUCCAAUCGCCGCUCUUCCUUUAAUUUUGAAUGCCUCCGCAGGCAGAGCAGUCAUGAUGAAUUACCACCUUCCCCUACCUUUCAUCAACGCACUGCUUUACCUCUGCAUUUAAUGCAACAGCAGGUCAUGGCAGUUGCAGGUCUGGAUGCCACAAAAGUGCAUAGACAUUCUCCGAGUCGCUCAACACGUUCCUGGGCUACACCACCCAACCGGGACCGCUCUCUUUAUUAUACACCUCUUAUCCAAGUUGAUCAACCUGAUUCUACAGAAUAUAUGAAUGGUAGCCUGCCAUCUUUGCAUAGGAGCUCCUGGUAUACCGAUGACCCUGAUAUUGCAUAUCGGACAUUUACACCAGCUAAUUUGACUGUACCAAGUGACUUUAGGCAUAAGUAUAGUGACAAACAGAGAAGCGCCGACAGUUUGGUAGAAGCGGUGCUUAUAUCUGAAGGAUUAGGACACUAUGCAAGGGACCCAAAGUUUGUUUCUGCAACAAAACAUGAGAUUGCAGAUGCCUGUGAUAUGACUAUUGACGAGAUGGAAAGUGCUGCAAGCCACCUUCUCAAUGGAGACAUUAGCAAUGGAACUAAUGGUGACAUGUUCCCUAUUUUAAAUAGACAAGAUUACGAACUUCAAGAAUUUGGUCCUGGCUUUAGUGAUGAAGAGCCAGAUACUGGAAAAUAUGAAGAAGACUUAUCUGAUGAAAUGAUAUGCAUUACAACCUUAUAG
Messenger RNA from Protobothrops mucrosquamatus (brown spotted pit viper), 6261 nucleotides. RefSeq names its product calcium voltage-gated channel subunit alpha1 D (gene CACNA1D). Bases 16 to 6261 code for a protein of 2081 amino acids. NCBI's taxonomy places the organism in Eukaryota, Metazoa, Chordata, Lepidosauria, Squamata, Viperidae. The transcript has 48 exons. Gene Ontology annotation, cellular component: voltage-gated calcium channel complex; membrane. Gene Ontology annotation, biological process: calcium ion import across plasma membrane. Gene Ontology annotation, molecular function: high voltage-gated calcium channel activity. The record is from RefSeq and is a predicted model, not a curated record.